AUGACUGAGGCGCAAGCAACACAAGUCGCCAACUUCUGGCCCGCGCUGAUUGGGAACUACACCAAGACGCUCGCCCAGGAAAUUCUGGCUGAGAACUAUACCGAUUACUCGGAAUCGGCGCUCUCUCUCAACCAAGUCUGCCCCCAGGUCUCGGGGGCUGCGCCACCACUUACCGCCCCCGUCUUCACCAGUCGUCAGCAGUUCGAAGAAGGCCAGGGUUCCCAGCCUGCAAUCGACUCCCAAGUCUUGAACAUCUGGCCGGCUUGUACGACCGUGACUCUACGUUACAACAUGACCAACCUUGGGACUCGGCCCGUCAUUACCGUGGUCGUGAUUGAAGCCAUCGAGGCCCCGAGUUCCAACAAAUACCCAUGGAUCAUUAGUGAUACGUUUUCCGAGUUCGACAGCGAGGCCUGGAUCCAGAACUUGAAAGACGCCAACAAGUGCUAG
Messenger RNA from Neohortaea acidophila, 450 nucleotides. RefSeq lists its product as uncharacterized. The coding region runs from base 1 to 450 and encodes 149 amino acids. The transcript is spliced from 2 exons. The record is from RefSeq and is a predicted model, not a curated record. NCBI's taxonomy places the organism in Eukaryota, Fungi, Ascomycota, Dothideomycetes, Mycosphaerellales, Teratosphaeriaceae.